AUGCCCCAAACAGAUGCAGAUGCAGAUGCAAAUGCAGAUGACUGCUUCGAGUACACCACUGGGAAAUGGAUCUACAAUGAUGCCCUCAGACACUCCGAACGGAGGAAAAUCUUCAAUAUCCCAGAACUCAAACGCCUGGCAGCCCACUCAAUCAACCAGUCCGAAAAUGAUCUGACCGGCUUCAAAAAGCUCGCCGAAGGUGGCUUCAACCGAACCUUUCUAAUCACCAUGCGCGAUGGCUUCCAAUUUGUCGCUCGCAUACCAUUCCCCGUCACAGAACCAAAAUCCCUGCUCAUCGCAAAUGAAGUCGCGACCAUGGACUUUCUCCGCUCGCACGGCUUCCCCAUCCCCAGGGUCUUCGGCUAUUCCACCGCUGCCGAUAACCCCGCGGGGACCGAGUACAUCUUCAUGGAACUAGUGACAGGAACUAACUUGGGCGAUGUCUGGUUCAAUUUAUCCGAGCAGGAACAGACAACCAUCAUCACGAAUCUCGUCCAGAUUGAGUCCAAAUUAAUGGCCCUAAGAUUUCCCGCAAGUGGAAGUCUUUAUUAUUGCGACGAUUUACCCAAUACUUAUCCUCGAAUUCUUAUUCAACCCAGCAACGCGAAUAAUGAGAACUCGAAACAGUUCUGCAUUGGCCCAGAUACUUCAUUUCGAUUAUGGUUUGGCAAAAGACUAAACCUCAACGUAGAACGCGGUCCCUACCAAGACUGCUUCGCAGCCCUAACAACAGGCGCGACAAAAGAAAUCGCCUACCUCUCAGAGUUCGGAAAACCCCUCCUCCCCUUCCAACGACUCCGCCGAGAAGUCCACGCCUACGAACCCCAGUCGCACAAAGACCAUAUCCAAAAUCUAAAGAAAUAUCUAGCCAUAGCGCCCGACCUAAUCCCCAACGGAGAAACAGACCAAUACCUCCACCGACCAGUCAUCCGACACCCAGAUCUCCAACCAAACAACGUCAUCGUAACAGAAUCCCUCCAAGUAAAAGGUCUAAUCGACUGGCAACACAGCACUAUUCUCCCGCUCUUCUUGCAAUCCGGUAUCCCCCUCUCUGUAAAGAGUCAAGAUAUCGUUGAGCCGGGAUUAAGUUCGAAGGAAUCGGAACCGAUUUCGUCAAGUCUGAGCCACAGUGACAACGACAGCGGCAGCGAAAGCGACAUCGACAACGACAGCGACGACCUGCUGCAACUAGUAGGCGAUAGCACCAGUAAACCCAGACACCACUGGACAUCAAAAGAACUAGAAAUCUUCCGCCGUCGACGCCUACACCGCGAAUAUCUCAGACAAACAGCAAAACUCAACCCAGAACAUUACGCAGCUCUAUCUGAGAAAUACAAUAAACUUCGUCGCAGACUCUGGCAUCACGCCGGUGAUCCGUGGGAAGGGGAUACCAUUACUUUGAAAUCGGACUUGAUCGUUUUAUCACGACGUUGGGCCGAUAUCACCGGCAAUACGGAUGUCGACUCGGAUGCCGAUUCGGAUACGGGGACGGGGACGACCUGCCCAAUUUCAUUUUCAGACGCGGAGAUCGGAGAAUGUCUUCGAUUAAACGCCGCGCAGGUCGAGGCAGAUGAACAAUUACAGGAAUGUCAGGAUAUUGUCGGUGUUGCUGGUGAAGGGUGGACUCCGAUUGCGUCGUAUGAGAAGGCCAAGGCCCGCGCGGCGAAGUUGAAGAUGGAGGCUUUUCAGGCGGCGGAGUCUGAUGAGGAGAGGAGGAGGUUGGAGGAGAAUUGGAUUUUUGAUGAUUUUGAUGAGGUUGAUUAUACAUGA
This is a messenger RNA of Penicillium cosmopolitanum, 1770 nucleotides long. RefSeq lists its product as uncharacterized. The coding region runs from base 1 to 1770 and encodes 589 amino acids. The transcript is spliced from 3 exons. The record is from RefSeq and is a predicted model, not a curated record. NCBI's taxonomy places the organism in Eukaryota, Fungi, Ascomycota, Eurotiomycetes, Eurotiales, Aspergillaceae. Gene Ontology annotation, cellular component: mitochondrion.